This is a messenger RNA of Eufriesea mexicana, 2616 nucleotides long. It is a transcript of the gene Hmt-1, whose product is annotated as ABC transporter ATP-binding protein/permease Hmt-1. Gene Ontology annotation, biological process: heme transport; transmembrane transport. The transcript is spliced from 10 exons. Gene Ontology annotation, cellular component: vacuolar membrane. Gene Ontology annotation, molecular function: ATP hydrolysis activity; ABC-type heme transporter activity; heme binding. NCBI's taxonomy places the organism in Eukaryota, Metazoa, Arthropoda, Insecta, Hymenoptera, Apidae. The record is from RefSeq and is a predicted model, not a curated record. Bases 91 to 2616 code for a protein of 841 amino acids.
CUGAAGUAACAAGUAAAAAGUGUUGUUGCUGGGCAAUCACUUUUAUAAAUUUCUAAAAUUGCGGUGAAUUUAAAUUUAAAAUUAUUAAAGAUGAAUAUAACAAUGACUUAUUGUCCACCAAAUAUUACUUUUACUGAUAUUUGGGUGGAACAUGGAAUGUCAAAAUGCUUCAUGGACACUGUCAGUAUCAUCGUAAUUACUUCAUAUUUAUUGAUUUUUGGUACAAUUCAACUUUGGAUGUAUCAAAAGUAUAGAUCCGAAACUAAUGCAAUUCCAUUACCUAAGAAUAAAUUAUACAUUGUACAAAAAUUCUUCCUUUAUCUUGUUCCAAUACUUAGUAUAGUGAGAAUAAUUCUACAAGGAACAAUUUUAGAUGAUAAUAAAAUAUAUGGUUACAUGAUUCUCGUAACAAUAUUAACAGUAAUCGUGUAUCCAUAUUCAGUACAUAUAUUAAGAGUAGAAAGACAUAAGUUGUUACCAAGUGUACCACCACAAGGACAUGGACUUGCAUUAUUAGGUUUUUGGACUUUAGCAUUUGUUGCAGAAAAUCUAGUAUUUGUUAAUAUUGGUAAAACCGAAUGGUGGUUUCAUUUAAAUACAUUAACAGAUCACAUUGAGAUGGCACUAUUCAUUCUACGUUAUGUUAGCAAUCUUAUGAUCUUUGCUUUAGGACUCAAAGCUCCAGGAAUAAAUGGAAAUACAGAUGUUGAAUAUCAUACUUUAAAUAAUGGUCCAGCUUCACGGCCUAGAUAUUAUCAUAAUCGACUUGAGGAUACUAGCUCUGCUUGGAAGAAUGCAUGUCAUAAGAUAAAAGUUUUAGCACCAUUUUUGUGGCCAAAGAGUUACAUGCUGCAACUGCGUGUUAUUUUUUGCUUUGGUUUACUUCUAUUGGGACGUUUAAUAAAUUUGUAUGUCCCAGUUUAUAAUAAAUGGAUUGUAGAAAGUGUCUCUGAAAUUCCUGUAUUAUUUAGGUGGGAUCUUAUAUUGAUAUAUGUAGCAAUCAAAUUUUUACAAGGUGGUGGUACAGGUGGUAUGGGAUUCCUAAAUAAUCUCAGAUCCUUUUUAUGGAUUCGUAUACAGCAGUAUACGACUCGAGAAAUUGAAGUCGAAUUGUUUAGACACCUACAUAACUUAAGUUUACGUUGGCAUCUUGGAAGAAAAACUGGAGAAGUCUUAAGAGUCAUGGAUCGUGGAACAGAUUCUAUAAAUAACCUUCUCAAUUAUAUUCUUUUUUCAAUUAUCCCAACAAUCAUUGAUAUUGUUGUAGCUGUUACUUUCUUUGUUAUUGCUUUUAAUAAGUGGUUUGGCUUAAUUAUAUUUUUAACAAUGAGUUUUUACAUAGCUGCUACAAUCAUGAUUACUGAAUGGCGCACUAAGUUCCAGAGGAACAUGAACUUAGCAGACAAUGCUCAAAAAGCACGAAGUGUUGACAGCUUACUUAAUUUUGAAACAGUUAAAUAUUAUGGAGCAGAAUUAUAUGAAGUUGAUAGUUAUAGAAAAGCAAUAUUAAAAUUCCAAAUUGAAGAAUGGAAAUCAAUGAUAACAUUAAAUAUUUUAAAUAGUUUUCAAAAUAUAAUUGUUUGCACUGGUUUACUUGCUGGUUCCUUACUGUGUGUACACAUGGUUGUAACCAAACAAGGUUUAACUAUUGGUGAUUAUGUUUUAUUUGCAAGUUACAUCAUUCAACUUUAUGUGCCAUUAAAUUGGUUUGGUACAUAUUAUCGUGCGAUACAAAAAAAUUUUAUUGACAUGGAAAAUAUGUUUGACCUCUUAAGAGAAGAACAAGAAAUUAUUGAUGCUCCAGGUGCUGGUCCAUUAAUCAUAAAACAUGGUCAAAUAGAAUUUUCAAACGUGACGUUUAGUUACACACCUGAGAAAGUUAUAUUAAAAAAUGUUAGUUUUGUCGUACCAGCGGGUAAAACUACUGCAUUGGUUGGACCUUCUGGAGCAGGAAAAUCUACUAUUGUGCGACUAUUAUUUAGAUUUUACGAUGUAGAACAGGGUGCGAUUUUGAUCGACGAUCAAAAUGUUAAAACCGUUACACAAGCCUCUUUAAGGCAAGCGAUAGGUGUUGUACCUCAAGAUACAGUAUUGUUUAAUAAUACUAUAAAAUACAAUAUUCAGUAUGGUUCUAUCGAAGCGAUAGAUGCGGACAUAAUAUCGGCAGCUAGAAGUGCAGACAUUCAUGAGCGAAUUCUUUCAUUUCCAAAUGGUUAUGAAUCACAGGUUGGUGAAAGAGGUCUCCGUUUAAGCGGUGGAGAAAAGCAGCGCGUUGCGAUUGCACGUACAAUACUGAAAGAACCAGCAAUUGUACUUUUAGAUGAAGCAACAAGUGCUCUUGAUACCCACACGGAACGUAACAUACAAGCAGCGUUAAACAAAGUUUGUGCUAAUCGAACAACUAUUAUCAUAGCGCACAGAUUAUCCACAAUAAUACAUGCCGAUGAAAUUCUUGUUUUAAAAGACGGAGAAAUUGUAGAGAGAGGUAAACAUGAAGAGCUGAUUUCUUACAAUGGAAUGUACCACUCAAUGUGGCAAGCACAAUUGCAAAAUGAUCAAGAAGUUACCAAAGUUUCAAAUGACGACAUUGAAGAGAAUGAAGCAACAAAAUCUUAA